Molecule: messenger RNA, 1118 nt
Organism: Vitis vinifera (wine grape)
Lineage: Eukaryota; Viridiplantae; Streptophyta; Magnoliopsida; Vitales; Vitaceae
Exons: 5
Coding region: 62-1009 (315 amino acids)
Molecular function (GO): polysaccharide binding
Source: RefSeq, a predicted model, not a curated record
AGUUGAACUCCGAUCUGGCUUAGCCCAAAACCAGAGCUGCUCUCCCUCUGCAUCUGAAACUAUGAUGGUGAGAGAAGCAAGACUUGUGGGAAUAGGCAUCAUGACACUCCUCCAUGUUUGGUUCCUUUCAAAUUGUGUUUCUAGUGAGAAGCAGCCCUGCAGGCCGUCUUCUUGUGGAGAUAUCCGAAACAUCAGCAGCCCCUUCCGAUUAAAAGGUGAUUUACCUGGCUGUGGUGAUCCUGAUCUUGCAUAUGAGCUGGUUUGUGAAAACAACCGUACCAUCUUAUAUGGGAAAUACUAUGUUGAGGAGAUCAAUUACCAUAACUCCACCAUUAGAGUUGUAGUUCCUGGUCUAGAGAAGGGCAACUGUUUCUCCACUCCUCUUUAUUCCUUGAUAUUACACGGUCUAUAUCCAUAUCAAGCUCCUUAUGAACACACUACUAUAGUUCUGAUGACCUGCACAAGGACAAUCAAUGAUCAUAACCACAUUCCUAUUACUUCUUGCGAGGGUAGCAAUAACCAUGUCUCUUCCUCACAAGCAUAUACUUAUGCACUAAUUGGGCGAGGCAAGGUGGCGAGAGAUAUUCAGAGUUCAUGCACCUUGGGCACGACUGUUGUUACCGGUAAAUUCGAGGCAGUUUCAGAGCCCAGAAAGAGUACUUCAAUGUCAGAUUUGCAAGAAAUUCUGCUUAUGGGGCUUGAGCUAUCGUUUUUGUACUUCCGCUGUGGCAAAUGCAAAGGAGGUCUAAGCUUCUGUGAGCCGAAUUUCAAAGACAGUAGUAUAAUAUGCGACGAGUACUGGACUGAUGGAAGAAAUUGGCUUAGCAAGUUGAAAGAUGAUGUACUGAUUCCAAUGAUCAACUUUUUCACCGAGGCCUUUUUUCGAAGUCCCUUUACAUUUGAAGGCCUUAGAAAAUAUCUCAAUAAUGGACGCUAUACCUCCAGUGGUGUUUUAGUUGGGGCCUGGGUUGUUCAAAAGGCUGGUAAGACUCCCAACUUCCAAUUUUAAAUUUGUGUAGGCUCUUAUCUGAAAUCCUUGAAAUUCUUGCAUCUAAGAUUGUAGACUGUCAAAUUCUUUUGCUUAAAUAAAGGGUUGCUAUUUGUUUGGUUGUGCAAAA